CGGGCGCUCGGCAGCGUUGCGCAAAGAGGCGACCGUCGACGCCGUCCGAGCGGGGUCAUUGCUGCCCGGCGUCGCACCCGGACGCUGCGCGCCGCGCGCGAACCGUCGCGUGCGGUGCUGAACAGGACAGAUGCGGGCAGCCCCGGCCUACUCCAAGCCCACGGCGGCCGCCCAGAGGAAGCGCGGCCCGCGGCCACGGCCGAGGCCGAGGAGUGGCCGCCCAUUAGAAGCCGCGGACGCGCCGGUCAUCAACGGUUUGUUCGCGCAUGGCCGCGGCGACUCGCGCCAGGCGACGCCGCCCGAGAAGGAAAAUCGACGGGGCGACGAUGUGUUUAUGGCCCAGGCCGAGCUGCGGGCGCUCGAGGCGCUGAACGCAAAGCUGCAAGAGGACCUCAUCAAGCUGGAAGAGCUAAACCAAACUUUAGAAAUUGAGAAGUCCGAGGCCGUCUCGCAACAACAAGCCACCGAAAAGAAGGUGCGGAGGCUCGAGCUCGAGUUGCGCGACGGGAGGCGCGACUUCGAGAAGGCGGAACAUGAUGCAGAAGAGCGAGAGCGCGAAGCUCGACGGUGCCGCGAUAGUGAGAAGGUCGCCGUGAAUGAGGCGGAAGAAUUAAGACGGGAAGUGGCCGAUCUGACGGAGCGGAAUCAACGGUCCGAGGAGGUCAUCGAGCAGCUGAGGGUCGCGGAGAACAACGCUCGUGUUCAAGCCGAGAACGAGAACAAGCGCGCCGACCACGCGGAGCGGCAGCUCGUCGAGAUCCACGAGGCCUUCGAGGGCGAGAAACUGCGGUUGCGGGACGAGAAUAAUCAGUUGGCCGAGGACGUGGCCACGGAGCGCGAGUGGCGCGAGGCGGCUCAAGCUGAAUUAGACGAUCUUAAGGCCCAGCAACCACUCGAUCAAGAGGACGACGAGGAGGACUUCGCCCCGGACUUCGUGCCGCCGUCCGUCGUACAAAGGGCAGAGCCGCCGAAGCAGGCGCCGAGGGUAGUGGGCGGCUUCGGCUAUAAGAAGACGGCCGUGAAAAGGCCGGGCAACAAGCCCGACGGCGCACCGUCCGAUCAAGUGACGCCCCAGGCCGUGACGGCGUCGGACUGGAAGCGGCGGUGGCGCGAGGAGAAGAGACGCGCCGACGUCUUGCACUCCCAACUCGCGAAAGUGCGAGAGCAAUGUAAUGACGCCGAGAAGGCGCGCGAUGAACUCCAAGGGAGUUUGGAGAGAGCCAAGAGCGCCGUGCGCUUCGAAAGACAUCGGGCCCAGCGCGCCAAGGGGUCGGUGCUGCCGAAGCGCGCGGCCAAGGUCGUGUCCCGGGCGUCGCCCGAGCCGCCCCGGUCCGUGAAGAAGGCGUCGGCGAAGAAGGCGCCUGCGACCAAAAAGGUGGCCGCGGUCCGGCCCGCGACGCCCGGGAGCUGGGAGUCUGAAGAAAGCGAAGACGACGCGCCCGUGUUUUUGAGGGACGACUCGGACGACGAUUCCGACGACGGCGUCCCUAUGUUUUUACGGGAGGACGACGCGAUCGACUCGGCCGUGCGGCGGAACUACGACUACGUUCCUGAAUUAGGGAAUCGGAAGGUGCCGCCGAAGGGGAAGUUCCUGCCGCUGGGUGAUGACUAAGGGUGU
Pelagomonas calceolata is the source of this 1618-nucleotide messenger RNA. The record is from the annotation of a GenBank genome assembly. NCBI's taxonomy places the organism in Eukaryota, Pelagophyceae, Pelagomonadales, Pelagomonadaceae.